Messenger RNA from Camellia sinensis, 860 nucleotides. RefSeq lists its product as uncharacterized. NCBI's taxonomy places the organism in Eukaryota, Viridiplantae, Streptophyta, Magnoliopsida, Ericales, Theaceae. The record is from RefSeq and is a predicted model, not a curated record. Gene Ontology annotation, molecular function: protein binding.
UCACCAAAAGGAAGACACCCUCUACAAGUCUACAACUACAUACAUACAAGUCUCAAUUGCAUCUCCUUUUCGAAGCCUGUUGUUGUUCUGUUUCUUUCAUGUCCAAUAAAAUGCUUUUGAGAAGCGCUUCCACGCCCAUCAUCAAGAAAUCAUCAUGGGUUAACUUGAAGGAGUUAUCUCCACAAGCCCUUGUGAGAAGCUCUUCCUCUUCCUACUUCAACUCUUCUUGGUCACCUGUAUCAAAUUCUUUCUCUGAAACGAGGUCCCCUAUCUCCUCCAUCUCUAAUUCAAUCAAGAAAAUUUCAAGAAAGAGAGAAGAGGCAGAGAAUAACCUCCUUCUGAUCAGAAGAAGCAGUUCUUCAGCACCAAAUGGGUGUUCAGAGGCUGUGUUCCAUGACCCAAUAUACCAAGAAACAAUGGUGGUGGAUCAAGAACUGGAUCAAGACUAUUGUUCUUCCCUUGUGGGUGGCAGUGGCAGUGGCGGUGGCGGGAGUGGGGUUGGUGGCGGCGGCGGCGGUGGUGGUGAUGAGGGUGACGGUGCGAAUGAUGGGUUUGAGAGUAUAGAUGAGUAUUAUCAGAAGAUGAUAAAAGCCAAUCCUGGAAAUGCUCUUCUUCUUGGAAAUUAUGCCAGAUUCUUAAAAGAGGUGAGAGGUGAAGUUGAGAAAGCACUAGAGUACUGUGAAAGGGCAAUGAUCAUAUCAGGAAAUGAAGAUGGGAAUGCAUUGUCUCUUUAUGGGGAAUUGAUAUGGGAUGCCCAUAAGGAUGCUUCUCGUGCUCAAUUUUAUUUCGAUCAAGCUCUUCUCGCUUCCCCUCACGACUGUUAUGUUAUGGCAUCGUAUGCUUUUGUUGAAUGGAAAUAA